UGGUAACUGUUUAUGGGGCUAAACCUCCCUUAUCUUUUGUUUUUCUGCAUGUACCGUUUGAAAAGCAGCUGAAGAGCAACACGCAAUACUUUGGCCCCAGCUGGCAUAGAAUAGGAAGGCAGGAGCACUGAAAGCAGACAACCCAUGUUCAUCUCCGUUGAAUCGGGUGCUCAUUCAUUUAACUAGUGGCACAGUAGAACCAGAUGUGCUCCGAGCUUAGGCAAGAAUGUUGACAAGGAGGAAACAAUGAGAAACAAAAAUGCUGCGGACUUGAUCAGGGAGCAGUGGAAGGGUAGUUGGAAAUUUGUUUCAAUACACCGGCACCCGAAACCCCAUGAUACUGCUCCCUUCAAAGGAGGCUGCAAAUUACAAAUGUGAACCACGUUGCUUGCCUGAGCAAGCUGGGCUGUGGCGGUGUCAUUCCCACCACUUCAUUCUUCUCACAGAGCCAUGGGUACCUCUCAGGACAAUUGGCACAAGCACUAAAAUGCCAAGGACAAGAGAAAGCUCUACCACAAGAAGCAAAAAUAUGAGCUGGGACACCCUGCUGCCAACACUAAGACUGGCCCUGGUCAUACACAUGGUCCGCAUGUGGGGAGGCAACAGGAAUCACCGAGCCUUGAGGCUGGACUUGGGCAACGUCUCCUGGGGCUCGGAGUGUUAUAUGCACAAAACAAGGAUUAUUGAUGCUGUCCACAAUACGUCCAGCAAUGAACCGGUCUGUACCAGACCCUAGCCGAGAACUGCAUGGUGCUCACCGACAGCACAGCGUACCGACAGUGGUAUCAGUCCCAUUAUGCACUGCCCCUGGGCUGCAAGAAGAGGAAGAGAUUUUAAACCAAAAUGAUCCAAGAAAGUUCACAAGAAAUAUGAUAAAGGAAAAGUCUUCUAGAGGAGCAGUUCCCAGGGCAAGCUUCUUGCACACACUGCUCCAAGGCCAGGCCACUGUGGGCAAGCAGAUGGCUUGUGUUCCAGCGCAAGGAGCUGGAGUUCUAUCUGAGCAGGCCUGGUGUCCUCACAAGACAAGACUCCCAGGAUGCACCUGCACAGAGAACAGUGUGUGUGCGCGCGGACACAGCGAGAGGACGGCCGGCCAUCUGCAAGAAGAGAAAGGCCUCUGGAGGAACCAACCCUGCUGGCAACUGGAUCUUAGAUACACCAGCCCCCGGCACUAUGAGAAAAUAAAUGUUAUUUGUUUUGUAAGUACAACUGCUCAUUUCAUGCAAUUAUCUUACAAGUUGGGCAACACGCAUCCGUUGACCUGUUUCAGUGUGGGCACCACAGUCACGUUCCGGGACCGCCACACCAUCACAGCACGUCGCAACACCAAGAGCAGCGAGGCAGUGUCUCCCAGCUGCUGCUGACACCUCAGGCAUCUUGUUUUCUUAACAUUACUAUGGCUAUUUUUUUACAUUUUUCAGAUAAAAAUCUCAUAAUAUUGUGACAGAGUUAAAUUAACCAUAAUCAG
Artibeus jamaicensis (Jamaican fruit-eating bat) is the source of this 1468-nucleotide messenger RNA. RefSeq lists its product as uncharacterized. The record is from RefSeq and is a predicted model, not a curated record. The transcript is spliced from 6 exons. Lineage: Eukaryota; Metazoa; Chordata; Mammalia; Chiroptera; Phyllostomidae. Bases 687 to 1364 code for a protein of 225 amino acids.